AGACACAGAAUAGAGAGAGAAGAGAGUUUUUAGUUUCUGGGCUUUUGCUUUGAUUUGCUUGCGUAGUGAUCUCUCUCUCUCUCUCUCUCUCUCUCUCUCUCUCUCUCUCUCUCAUCAAUCUUCUGAUCAUCUCUUCAUCAUUGUUUUUUUUUCUUUCUUCUUUCAGAGGGAGGAAGAAAGUUUCUAUUAAUAGCUCUGUGUUGAGAGAGAUUCUAUAGAUGUAUUAAUGAUUCUUGUUCAUUGUCAACGUCUUUGUAAUCAUCAUUAAGGUUUUUUUUUUAUAUCGACACUGAAGUUGUGUAGAUUUAUAUUAUCUCCUUCCUUCUAGACCUUUUGUGUAUCUGGUGCUUAUCUCAAGCUCAGGAUCUGAUUGGAUCUCGCUCUAUUAGGUUCUUGCUGCUAGAGAGAAGAAUAAGAAGAAGAAGAUAUGAACUACUUCCCAGAUGAAGUGAUAGAGCACGUCUUCGACUUCGUUACAUCUCAUAAAGACAGGAACUCAAUAUCUCUGGUAUGCAAAUCUUGGUUCAAGAUCGAGAGAUACAGCAGACAGAACGUGUUCAUCGGAAACUGUUACUCGAUAAGCCCCGAGAGGCUACUCAGGAGGUUUCCUUGUUUCAAGUCCUUAACCUUGAAAGGGAAGCCUCACUUCGCUGACUUCAACUUGGUUCCUCACGGAUGGGGAGGCUUUGUGCAGCCUUGGAUCGAGGCUUUAGCGAGAAGCCGCGUGGGGCUAGAGGAGCUGAGGUUGAAGCGUAUGGUUGUGACUGACGAGGGCUUGGAGCUGCUUUCGCGUUCCUUUGUGAAUUUUAAGUCUUUGGUGCUUGUUAGCUGUGAAGGGUUUAGUACUGAUGGUUUAGCCUCCAUUGCAUCCAACUGCAGGCAUCUACGAGAUCUGGACUUGCAAGAGAAUGAAAUUGAUGAUCACAGAGGUCAAUGGCUAAGCUGUUUCCCAGAGACUUACACAUCUCUUGUCACGUUGAACUUUGCGUGUCUAGAAGGUGAAACCAAUCUGGUGGCAUUAGAGAGGCUAGUUGCAAGGUCUCCAAACCUGAGGAGUCUGAAGCUAAACCGUGCAGUGCCGCUUGAUGCAUUGGCGAGGUUGAUGGCGUGUGCGCCGCAGAUAGUUGACUUAGGAGUAGGGUCUUAUGAGGAUGAGCAAGAUUCAGAGUCUUGUCUGAAGCUCCAGGCCGCUAUAAGGAAAUACACAUCGUUACGGAGUUUGUCUGGCUUUUUAGAGGCUGCUCCUCAUUGUCUGUCAGCGUUCCACCCUGUAUGUCAUAACCUCACCUCCUUGAAUCUUAGUUAUGCAGCUGAGAUCCAUGGCAGCCAUCUCAUUAAGCUUAUUGAGCAUUGCAAGAAGCUCCAACGGUUAUGGAUACUGGAUAGUAUAGGUGACAAAGGGCUUGAAGUGGUAGCUUCUACAUGCAAAGAGUUACAAGAGCUUAGGGUUUUUCCAACUGAUUUACACGGUGGAGGCAACACAGCUGUGACCGAAGAUGGUCUAGUUGCCAUCUCAGCAGGCUGCCCUAAGCUUCACUCUAUUCUCUACUUCUGCCAGCAGAUGACAAACGCAGCGCUCAUAACCGUUGCCAGGAACUGUCCCAAUUUCAUCCGGUUCAGACUCUGCAUCCUCGAGCCUCACAAACCCGACCACGUCACAUCUCAACCUCUAGACGAAGGCUUUGGAGCAAUCGUGCAAGCAUGCAAGAACCUGAAACGCCUUUCAGUCUCGGGUCUCCUCACAGACCAAGUCUUCCUCUACAUUGGGAUGUUUGCUACUCAGCUUGAGAUGCUCUCUAUAGCUUUUGCUGGGGAUACGGACAAAGGCAUGUUGUACGUGUUGAAUGGUUGCAAAAAGAUGAGGAAGCUAGAGAUUAGGGAUAGUCCGUUUGGGGACGCGGCGCUUCUUGCUGAUGUGAACAAGUAUGAAACAAUGCGAUCCCUUUGGAUGUCGUCAUGCGAAGUCACUCUUGGGGGAUGCAAAAGGCUUGCACGGAAAGCGCCAUGGCUCAAUGUAGAGAUCAUUAACGAGAACGAUAAUAACCGGAUGGAGGAGAAUGGAUAUGAGGGAAGACAGAAGGUGGAUAAACUGUAUCUGUACCGGACUGUGGUUGGGACAAGGGUUGAUGCGCCGCCAUUUGUGUGGAUUCUCUAGUUUUUUUUUUCGUUCCGACCAAACAUGGAACUGGUUCAAUGCUUCUGAGAUUCUGAUUGGUCGGCCUACGUUCGUGGUCCUUUCCGAAAUUAGGUGUACUUUUUUUGUAUUAUUUAAGACGAAAAAACUGAUUCUUUUGUGAAAGCCUUUCUGUUUUUCUUUCCUCUUUUGACUUUCCCCUGGUGAUUUAUUGCUU
Brassica oleracea var. oleracea is the source of this 2351-nucleotide messenger RNA. Its product is annotated as protein AUXIN SIGNALING F-BOX 2. Lineage: Eukaryota; Viridiplantae; Streptophyta; Magnoliopsida; Brassicales; Brassicaceae. Gene Ontology annotation, biological process: SCF-dependent proteasomal ubiquitin-dependent protein catabolic process. Gene Ontology annotation, molecular function: protein binding. The record is from RefSeq and is a predicted model, not a curated record. The transcript has 3 exons. Bases 428 to 2155 code for a protein of 575 amino acids. Gene Ontology annotation, cellular component: SCF ubiquitin ligase complex.